AAUCUUGAUGGAGUUACAUCAUCUGUGAUUGAGAAUCCUGUGGCUGUCAGUCAUCCUUUCCACCCAGAGAAGACAGGAGAGGGAGCGGCCCGAGGAGCUCAGAGUCAGAGCUGCCAUGCCUGGCUGAGAGGAAUCCACUCUACAAACCACAGUAAGGUCAAUGUCUGGGUGGUGCAGUGUCUAAUAGGGCUGAAACCACAGGCUAUCAUUAGUAGAUGACAUUAUCCAAUUAGUGCACAAACAAGGCAUGCUACAUAAAGUCUUAUCUAAUUAGAGUAUAUAGCAGCAUUAAGCUUUAGUACUUUAAUAUCUCAUUGUCUUAAGUUAAAGCCAAAUCCAGCUAGACUCAGUGCUUUAGCUAUCCUUUUCACAAACUGUAGUACAGUAACAUCUACCCCUCACAGCUGCCAUGCAGACUUGAUAUGAGUCAGUUGAUUAUGACACUGCCUGUGAAAUGCUCAGCAUUCAUCUUUGUCACCUGUUCCCUACAUGUGGUAUGCUUUGUUCACAUCCUAGGUUGUGUGCACCUUGUAGACUGUGUAAUGGCUGUUACAUGAUGUGCCGCUAUCUCUUCCACUCUUUGUCAGUAUGACAGACAGCUAACAUGCCUUUCAUCAGUAUACCCAGGCCAGUUUAUCUCUAAUCAGUGUCUAAUUCAGCUGUGCUCCAGUGUCAGCCCAUAGACUGGUGAGAGUACUGGCUGCUGUGUGUGCAGUAGGACUUCUGGGAGGCUUAGCAAUCGGAGUGUGGUUCCUAGGUGAGACACCCUGCAAGUAUCAAAUCACGAAGUAUGAAGAGAAUGAUGACAUGUUCAAUGUUCUAGUGUUUGUGCAAUACAGAUUCCUUGCCGUGGUGGAUAACAAACUGAAGUAGCCCUACAUGUCAGAAUAUAGAACACUGUAUUUUAAUGUUUUACAUUGAGACUGUUAUAACUGAUUAACUAUGCAUGAUAAUCAUGUCUCACACAAUGACAGAGCUAGAUUAAGAACAUCUGUUUCACAUCCACUGCGACUAUAGUUCACUCUGCAUGUUGUUGUUUUCCCUCCCAUAGUGAGGUUGUUGUUGCGGCCUACCUCUUCCCAGAGCCCAGCAGGGCUGGGGGACACCAAGGAGACGUCCUUCUGUAACGUGACCGAGGACAUCUCUGUGGCUGAUCCCAGGAAAGGUCUGUGCCUCUCAGCCCCUCACUCACCACAGAGACAGUCAUCUUGUCGAUCUGAUUGGCUAUGUCCCAAAUAGCACCAUAUUCCUGUGUAGUGCCCCAUAGGCUCCAGUCAAAAAGAGUGCACUAUAUAGUUUAUACAGUGCCUUCAGAAAGUAUUCACACCCCUUUAAUUUUUCCACAUUUUGUUGUGUUACAACCUGAAUUUAAAAUGGAUUGAAUUGAGAUUUUUUUGUCACUGGCCUACACACAAUAGCCCAAAAUGUCAAAGUGGAAUUAUGUUUUUUAUUUUAUUUUAUUUUAUUAAUUACAAAUAAAAAGCUGAAAUGUCUUGAGUCAAUAAGUAUUCAAUUGUUAUGGCUAGCCUAAAUAAGUUCAGGAGUAAAAUGUGCUUAACAAGUCACAUAAUAAGUUGCUAUAAUAGUGUUUAACAUGAUUUUUGAAUGACUACGUCAUCUCUAUACCCCACACAUACAAUUAUCUGUAAGGUCCCUCAGUCGAGCAGUGAAUUUCAAACACGGUUACCACAAAGACAAAGACCAGGGAGGUUUUCCAAUGCCUCGCAAAGAAGGGCACCUAUUGGUGGAUGGAUAAAAAUAAAUAUCCCUUUGAGCAUGUUGUAGUUAUUAAUUAGGCUUUGGAAGGUGUAUCAAUACACCCAGUCACUACAAAGAUACAGGCGUCCUUCCUAACUCAGUUGCCAGAGAGGAAGGAAACCACUCAGGCCAAUGGUGACUUUAAAACAGUUACAGAGUUUAAUGGCUGUGACAGGAGAAAACUGAAGAUGGAUCAACAACAUUGUAGUACUCCACAAUACUAACCUAAUUGACAGAGUGAAAAUAUGGAAGCCUGUAAAGAAUACAAAUAUUCAAAAACAUGCAUCCUGUUUGCAACAAGGCACUAAAGUAAUAUUGCAAAAAAUGUUGGAAAGCAAUUAACUUUUUGUAUUGAAUACAAAGUGUUAUGUUCGGAGAAAAUCCAAUACCACACAUUACUGAGUGCCACUCUCCAUAUUUUCAAGCAUAGUGGUGGCUGCAUCAUGUUAUGGGUAUGCUUGUAAUGGUUAAGGACUGGGGAGUUUUUCUGGAUACAAAAUAAAUGGAAUGGAGCUAAGCACGGGCAAAAUCCUAGAGGAAAACCUGGUUCAGUAUGCUUUCCACCAGACACUGAGAGAUGAAUCCACCUUUCAGCAGGACAAUAACCUAAAACACAAGGCCACAUCUACUCUGGCGUUGCUUACAAAGAAGACAGUAAAUGUUCCUAAGUGGCCGAGUUACAGUUUUGACAAAAAUCUAUUGAAAAACUAUGGCAAGACCUGAAAAUGAUUGUUUAGCAAUGAUCAACAACCAAUUUGACAGAGCUUGAAGAAUUUUGAAAAUAAUAAUGGGCAAAUGUUGCACAAUCCAGCUGUGGAAAGCUCUUAGAGACUUGCCCAGAAAGACUCACAGCUGCCAAAGGUGCUUCUACAAAGUAUUGACUCAGGGGUGUGAAUACUUAUGUAAAUGAGAUAUUUAUUAAUUUUAUUUUCAAUACAUUUGCUAACAUUUCAAAAAACAUGUUUUCACUUUAUCAUUACGGGGUAGAUUAUUAUUAUUAUUAUUAUUAUUAUUAUUAUUAUUAUUAUUAUUAUUAUUAUUAUUAUUAUGUAGAUGGGUGAAAUAUUUUUUCUUUUUAAAAAUUCAUUUAGAAUUCAGGCUGCUAUAACACAACAAAAUGUGGAAUAAGUCAGGGAGUAUGAAUACUUUCUGAAGGCACUGUAGGGUACCAUUUGGGAUGUACUUGAUUGGUCAGGCAGAAAGACCUUCCUAGUAAUAUUUUUACAUUUACAUUUUAGUCAUUUAGCAGACGCUCUUAUCCAGAGCGACUUACAGGAGCAAUUAGGGUUAAGUGCCUUGCUCAAGGGCACAUUAACGUCAUUUAGCAGACGCUCUUAGCCAGAGCGACUCACAAAUUGGUGCGUUCACCCUAUAGCCAGUGGGAUAACCACUUUACAAUUGGGGGGGGGGGGGGUAGAAGGAUUCCUUUAUCCUAUCCCAGGUAUACCUUAAAGAGGUGGGGUUUCAAAUGUCUCCGGAAGGUGGUGAGUGACUCCGCUGUCCUGGCGUCGUGAGGGAGCUUGUUCCACCAUUGGGGUGCCAGAGCAGCGAACAGUUUUGACUGGGCUGAGCGGGAACUAUGCUUCCGCAGAGGAAGGGGAGCCAGCAGGCCAGAGGUGGAUGAGCGCAAUGCCCUCGUUUGGGUGUAGGGACUGAUCAGAGCCUGAAGGUACAGAGGUGCCGUUCCCCUCACUGCUCCAUAGGCAAGCACCAUGGUCUUGUAGCGGAUGCGAGCUUCAACUGGAAGCCAGUGGAGUGUGCGGAUGAGGGGGGUGACGUGAGAGAACUUGGGAAGGUUGAACACCAGACGGGCUGCGGCAUUCUGGAUGAGUUGUAGGGGUUUAAUGGCACAGGCAGGGAGGCCAGCCAACAGCGAGUUGCAGUAGUCCAGACGGGAGAUGACAAGUGCCUGGAUUAGGACCUGUAACGCUUCCUGUGUAAGGCAGGGUCGUACUCUCCGAAUGUUGUAGAGCAUGAACCUGCAGGAGCGGGUCACCGCCUUGAUGUUGGCGGAGAACGACAGGGUGUUGUCCAGGGUCACGCCUAGGCUCUUCGCACUCUGGGAGGAGGACACAGCGGAGUUGUCAACCGUGAUGGCGAGAUCAUGGAACGGGCAGUCCUUCCCCGGGAGGAAGAGCAGCUCCGUCUUGCCAGGGUUCAGCUUGAGGUGGUGAUCCGUCAUCCAUACUGAUAUGUCUGCCAGACAUGCAGAGAUGCGAUUCGCCACCUGGUUAUCAGAAGGGGGAAAGGAGAAGAUUAGUUGUGUAUCGUCAGCGUAGCAAUGAUAGGAGAGACCAUGUGAGGAUAUGACAGAGCCAAGUGACUUGGUGUAUAGGGAGAAAAGGAGAGGGCCUAGAACUGAGCCUUGGGGGACACCAGUGGUGAGAGCACGUGGUGCGGAGACAGCUUCUCGCCACGCCACUUGGUAGGAGCAACCGGUCAGGUAGGACGCAAUCCAGGAGUGAGCCGCGCCGGAGAUGCCCAGCUCGGAGAGGGUGGAGAGGAGGAUCUGAUGGUUCACAGUAUCAAAGGCAGCAGACAGGUCUAGAAGGACAAGAGCAGAGGAGAGAGAGUUAGCUUUAGCAGUGCGGAGAGUCUCCGUGACACAGAGAAGAGCAGUCUCAGUUGAAUGACCAGUCCUGAAACCUGAUUGGUUUGGAUCAAGAAGGUCAUUCUGAGAGAGAUAGCAAGAGAGUUGGCUAAAGACGGCACGCUCAAUAGUUUUGGAAAGAAAAGAAAGAAGGGAUACUGGUCUGUAGUUGUUGACAUCAGUGGGGUCGAGUGUUGGUUUUUUGAGAAGGGGAGCAACUCUCGCUCUCUUGAAGACGGAAGGGACAUGGCCAGCGGUCAAGGAUGAGUUGAUCAGCGAGGUGAGGUAGGGGAGAAGGUCACCGGAGAUGGUCUGGAGAAGGGAGGAGGGGAUGGGGUCAAGCGGGCAGGUUGUUGGGCGGCCUGCAGUCACAAGUCGCAGGAUUUUAUCUGGAGAGAGAGGGGAGAAAGAAGUCAAAGCAUAGGGUAGGGCAGUGUGAGCAGGACCAGCAGUGUCAUUAGACUUAACAAACGAGGAUCGGAUGUCGUCAACCUUCUUUUCAAAGUGGUUGACGAAGUCAUCCACAGAGAGAGAGGAGGGGGGGGGGGGGGGGGGGGGGGGGAUUCAGGAGGGAGGAAAAUGUGGCAAAGAGCUUCCUAGGGUUAGAGGCAGAUGCUUGGAAUUUAGAGUGGUAGAAGGUGGCCUUAGCAGCAGAAACAGAUGAAGAAAAUGUAGAGAGGAGGGAGUGAAAAGAUGCCAGGUCGGCAGGGAGUUUAGUUUUCUUCCAUUUCCGCUCCGUUGCCCGGAGCUCUGUUCUGUGAGCUCGCAGUGAGUCAUCAAGCCACGGAGCUGGAGGGGAGGACCGAGCCGGCCGGGAGGAUAGGGGACACAGAGAGUCAAAGGAUGCAGAAAGGGAGGAGAGGAGGGUUGAGGAGGCAGAAUCAGGAGAUUGGAGGGAGAAGGAUUGAGCAGAGGGAAGAGAUGAUAGGAUGGAAGAGGAGAGAGUAGUGGGAGAGAGAGAGCGAAGGUUGCGGCGGCGCAUUACCAUCUGUGUAGGGGCAGAGUGAGUAGUGUGGGAGGAGAGCGAGAGAGAAAAGGAAACAAAGUAGUGGUCGGAGACAUGGAGGGGAGUUGCAGUGAGAUUAGUAGAGGAGCAGCAUCUAGUGAAGAUGAGGUCAAGCGUAUUGCCUGCCUUGUGAGUAGGGGGGGACGGUGAGAGGGUGAGGUCAAAAGAGGAGAGGAGUGGAAAGAAGGAGGCAGAGAGAAAUGAGUCAAAUGUGGACAUAGGGAGGUUGAAAUCCCCCAAAACUGUGAGGGGUGAGCCAUCCUCAGGAAAGGAACUUAUCAAGGCGUCAAGCUCAUUGAUGAACUCUCCAAGGGAACCUGGAGGGCGAUAGAUGACAAGGAUAUUAAGCUUAAAUGGGCUAGUGACUGUGACAGCAUGGAAUUCAAAUGAGGAGAUAGACAGAUGGGUUAGGGGAAAAAUUGAGAAUGUCCACUUGGGAGAGAUGAGGAUUCCUGUACCACCACCCCUCUGACCAGAUGCUCUCGGGGUAUGCGAGAACACAUGGUCAGACGAGGAGAGAGCAGUAGGAGUAGCAGUGUUUUCAGUGGUGAUCCAUGUUUCCGUCAGCGCCAGGAAGUCGAGGGACUGGAGGUUGGCAUAGGCUGGGAUGAAGUCAGCUUUGUUGGCAGCAGAACGGCAGUUCCAGAGGCUGCCUGCGACCUGGAACUCCAGGUGAGGGGUGCGUGCAGGGACCACCAGGUUAGAGAGGCAGCAGCCGCGCGGUGUGGUGCGUUUGUGUAGCCUGUGCAGAGAGGAGAGAACAGGGAUAGGCAGAGGCAUAGUUGACAGGCUGUAGCAAAUGGCUACAAAAAUGCAGAGGAGAUCGGAAUGAAAUGAGCUAAGCAUCUGGGAGAGGAGAGAGCAGGGCCUCCCUCACCAAAAACUUCUACCUCAGAAACUAAAAUUGUUUCACUGAACCACCCGAACAAAAACUCUCCCAACUUCCACCUUUAGAAAUCAGAAUUGUUGUGAACCACAGCGGUUCAAUGUUUAAAGGAAUAGACUCAACCCACUUUAUUCAGCUAGCUAACUAUGACACCAUAGCUAACUAGCAUGCUAGCAUCCAAUGGGUUACUAGUCUACUAGUAAUGUUAUGCUUUAUCACAACAUUUGUGAUAAACCAAAUGUGUUUAUAUUACACCUAUAAUUGUCUUUAUAACAGUACAUAUGUUUAUUAAUAAAUUCCUUAACAACUUCUACAUGGUCACGGUCACUGGAGAGGAGUUGAGACUGUCUAUUGACCGACAUCAAAACAUGAAAUAAUGAUCUGUUUAUAUUGACUACAUUAGUUAUUGGAUAUAAGAUGCUCAGCAUUUCCCUCUCAAACAAGACCACAGUUCAUUACUGUUAAUCUAGUUGGUCUCUGGAGGGAUUAUUUUCUAUCAAUCAGGUUCAGUGCUUUACAGAAUCAGCCCGGAGAACUCGCUCUUGGAGAUCCAGCUAGAGAAGGUGCCCACCUGGCUGCCUGUGUGCUAUGAGAGAUGGAACUCUUCCCUGGGGACCCUGGUCUGCCGCCAGCUGGGAUAUCUAAGGCUAGUAAACUGAGACCACUUUCUUACUAUAAAGCCCACAGUAUCUUGGGAACAUACUAGGCUAUUCACCUAACUAUAAGGCUGAUUUCUCCCAGUUAAUUAUGGAUUAUUUAAUGCUCUGUUAAUACCUUGUUUAUAAGCUUGCCUUAUGACCCAUGGAUCAGACAUUACUUUUUAAAAUGGACACUCCCGUCUUGCCUGCUUUUAUAGAAGAUAUAACUAUGAUUUAUUUUCCUUCCAGACUGACCAAGCAAAAAGGGGUGAACUUAACGGACAUCGGACCAAACUACACAGAUGGCUUUAUACAGAUUACCUCCGAACACAAGAACAGCCUGGAAAAUAUAUGGCAGUUAAGGUACAGCAGCUGUCUGAGGAGAUAAUACAUUACCUAAUGAUGCUGAAAAAAUUGAUGUGCUAUAACAAAGUAAUGAAGCUUUUCUAAUGGACUGAUUUGUUUUUAUUUAGGGGGAGUUGCGUCACAGGGAAGGUUAUAGCUUUGAAAUGUUUUGGUAAGUUUCUGCAGGGUACUAACAACACUAACAUAAUAGUGGAUUAACUACAUUGUAAAUUUGUGCAUCUCACACACAGGUAGGACCCAAUUACUUUCAUAUGACCUCUCAGUCACGACUUCAUAGUGCUACACAUUGGUGGUAUACACUGAGUGUACAAAACAUUAGGAACACCUUCUCUUUCCAUGACAUAGACUGAUCAGGUGAAUCAGGUGAAAGCUAUAACCCCUUAUUAAUGUCACUUGUUAAAUACAGUUCAACCAGUGUAGAUUAAAGGGAGGAGACAGGUAAAAAAAUAAUAAUAAUAAGCCUUGAGACAAUUGAGACAUGGAUUAUGUAUCUGUGCCAUUCAGAGGGUGAAUGGGCAAGACCAAAUAUUUAAGUGCCUUUGAACAGGGUAUGGUAGUAGGUGCCAGGCGCACCGGUUUGAGCGUGUCAAGAACUGCAACACUGCUGGGUUUUUCACUCUCAACUGUUUCCCAUGUUUAUCAAGAAUGGUCCACCACCCUAAGGACAUCCAGCCAUCUUGACACAACUGAGGGAAGCAUUGGAGUCAACAUGGGCCCACAUCCCUGUGGAACGCUUUACACACCUUGUAGAGUCCAUGCCCCGACGAAUUGAGGCUGUUCUGAGGGCAAAAGGGGGUGCAAGUCAAUAUUUAAAAAGUGUUCCUAAUGUUUUGUACACUCAGUAUAUACUGUAGUGUGAUGAGUUAUCUCAAUACAAUGUAUGUAAAGUGAUCUGGGUAAAAAUGCCUUCAUGUUUGUUUCCUUUGCCUGUGUAGAGUGUGGGACGCGGGCUAAGCUGCCCAGGAUAAUUGGGGGAGUGGAGGCUACCUUGGGAAGGUGGCCCUGGCAAGUCAGUCUCUACUACAGCAACCGACACACCUGUGGAGGCACCAUCAUCACCAGCCAAUGGGUGGUCACCGCAGCCCACUGUGUGCACAAGUAAGACCCCCAAUGACCUCUCGGGGUAAGAGGUCAGAGGUUAGAGGUCCGAGGUCACUGACUCAUGACAGUGUAGUGAUGACUAGGGACAGUAGUAGCUCUCACUUUCUUUUGCACAAAGUCAGUUAUACUUUAUACAAUUGAGAAUUGGAGAGCCUUCAUCUCUUUUUUCACAUUCCAGCUAUAGGCUACCACAGGUGUCCAGUUGGGUGGUCUAUGCUGGUAUUGUCACACGCAUUUCAGCUAAAAUGGCUCUGUACACUGGAUAUGCAGUGGAAAAGAUCAUCUACAACAAGAACUACAAUCCCAGGAGCCACGACAAUGACAUUGCUCUGAUGAAACUGCGAACCCCAAUGAAUUUCUCAGGUGACAGGGAACUUGACUGCUUCCGUUUUGAAUGCACAACAUAGUCCCUUGGCUGACUGGAACACUCAACUAUAUUAUUACAGCAAUCAGUUCCAAACCAUGUUCCAAUAUUACUGAAAUUAACUUCAAAAUGACCUACACUGUUCUAAUGUUCUUAAUAUUCUCUUAUAUUGUAUUUUUUAGAUACCAUCAGGCCUAUCUGUCUGCCACAGUACGAGCAUGAUCUUCCAGGAGGAACCCAGUGCUGGAUCUCUGGCUGGGGCUACACUCAACCGGAUGAUGGUACGACUAUGAAUAAUGAAUAAUAUAACUUAAAUAUAAUAAUUUAAUGUAUCUCUAUCAAUGGUUAAAAUGUUUUUUCAUAGCACAAAGUCACUUAAAUCCUAAAAAUAAGAGGUAUAUUUACAUUAGUUUGACUUUCUUUGACAGUUCUCAUCCCUGACACGCUAAAAGAAGCUCCGGUUCCACUGAUAAGCACCAAGAAAUGCAACAGUUCCUGCAUGUACAAUGGAGAGAUCACCCCCCGCAUGCUCUGUGCUGGAUACACCGAGGGCAAGGUGGACGCAUGUCAGGUUAGUUCAUAAAAGAUACCCGAGUUAUUCCUCCUGUGGCUUGUAUUAUGAAGAGGUACCAAAGAUUAGAGAGUUGUUGUCUUACAAAAGUAGAACUGGUUUUUGAUAAUGAGAAUAUUUUCCCCCAGGUGUCCCCCAUUACUGUUCUGAAUUAUCAAAGACAAAGCUCAUUAGGCAUGUACCUGAGCGGGCACACCAGCUUUAUUCAAGGUCCUACCGAUCAAAUUCAGUGGAGCUCAGGUUUUGGUAUUCCACAAUAUCCCAACCCAUAAUCCCUAAAUCACUGUGAUUUAACAAUAUCUCAACCCCUAACAAUCAGUGUGGUGGUCUGGUAACCAGUGUGAUUGACAGCAGUGUGUAUCUGCUCCUGUCCUCUCCCCAGGGGGACAGUGGGGGUCCUCUGGUCUGUCAAAUUGACAACGUGUGGAGACUGGUGGGUGUGGUGAGCUGGGGUACAGGCUGCGCUGAGCCCAACCACCCCGGAGUCUACACCAAGGUGGCCGAGUUCCUCGGCUGGAUCUACGACAUUGCAUAG
Molecule: messenger RNA, 9815 nt
Organism: Coregonus sp. 'balchen'
Lineage: Eukaryota; Metazoa; Chordata; Actinopteri; Salmoniformes; Salmonidae
Source: the annotation of a GenBank genome assembly